GAGGUGGGAAAUGGGAAAAGGAUUCAGCAACUACUACUACCCCAAAGCAUUGCAUUGUGCAGCAAGGCAAAGUAAGAAAACUGUGGCGUUCUAUUCCUUGUUUCCUGGGGUCAUCUCAUCUCUUUCGGCUUCUCUGUAACUGUAACCUAACACUACCACAGUUAAAACUUUGCUCAAAAGCGAAGAAUAAUAGUGAAUCCUGCUGCUUAGCCUCAAAUAUUGGAUUGCGUUGAAUAACAACCACAUCAACAAUCGUGGGAAGAAGAAGAAGGGUUAGAAGUAGAACAACAUUAUGGGCAUACUGUACGACGACGUUGUAAUAAUCCGGCCGCCGGAGAAGGAAGGUGAUCCAAGCGUGAUUACUGUUAAUUGUCCUGAUAAGACGGGUCUGGGAUGUGAUUUGUGUCGCAUCAUACUCUGCUUCGGUUUGAGCAUUGUCAAAGGAGACGUAUCAACAGAUGGAAAAUGGUGUUACGUGGUUUUCUGGGUGAUUGGGAAACCCAAGACGAGGUGGAGCUUGUUAAAGAAGAGGCUAAUUGAGGUGUGCCCGUCUUGUUCUUCUGCGUCUGGAAUCUCUUAUUACCGCUCUGACUUGCAGCUUCCCAGGCCUCCUGAUGUGUUCCUUUUGAAGUUUUGUUGCCAUGAUCGUAAAGGCCUUUUACAUGAUGUCACUGAGGUUCUUUGUGAGCAAGAGCUUAUCAUCAAGAAAGUGAAGGUGUCUACAACACCUGAUGGAAAAGUGAUGGAUCUGUUUUUCAUCACUGACGCCAGGGAGCUUCUACAUACAAAGAAGAGGAGGGAUGACACUAUGGAACACCUGACAGCUAUAUUAGGGGAUGCCAUAAUCACUAUUGAUAUUGAAUUAGUUGGCCCAGAAAUUACUGCAUGUUCCCAAGCAUCUUCUUUCCUUCCAACUGCAAUCACGGAAGACGCCUUUGAUUUGGAAUUGUCUGAUUCAGUUCGGAGUGGAAUUCUCUCUUCAGAUAAGGUUUCUAUUACAAUGGAUAAUUUGCUGAGUCCAGCUCAUACGCUUGUCCAAAUUAUGUGUCAAGACCACAAAGGUCUUCUUUAUGACAUCAUGAGAACUCUGAAGGACUACAAUAUUCAGAUUUCUUAUGGGCGCUUCUCUAAAAAACCUAGAGGAAAAUGUGAGAUUGACUUGUUCAUCAUGCAAGCAGAUGGGAAAAAGAUUGUUGAUCAAAGUAAACAGAACUCAUUGGCAUCUCGCCUCAGGAUGGAAUUACUUCGUCCUCUCAGAGUAGCUGCCGUGAGCAAGGGCCCUGAUACUGAGCUUCUCGUGGCAAACCCUGUGGAGUUAUCAGGCAAAGGACGACCCCUUGUUUUUUACGAUAUCACUCUUGCUCUCAAAAUGCUAGACACUUGCAUCUUUCUGGCUGAAAUUAGAAGGCACAUGAUUGGGGACAGAGAGUGGGAAGUGUAUAGAAUCUUGGUGGAUGAGGGGGAGGGAAUGCGUGUUGCAAGGAGCGACAUUGAGGAAGGAGUUUGGAGAAUGUUGAUGGGCUGGGACUGACAUGAUUCCUGGUGGUGGCUGGGUGGCUGACUAUGGAGCCUAUUGGAUAGCCCUAUGCCUCUCUGUACAGUGUAACUUUGUCUGGUCUUUAGAUGUAAUUGUGAGAUGUAUGCUAUGAAAACGGUUGUGUUGGCCAAUGUUGUACUUUAGAGCUGGAGUAAUCCUAACUCGGUGUAUAUAGAAAGAGAAGGCGUCGACGAGGAGUUGAUGCAUAUGGAAGGAGAGUGAGAACAUUUGCACGAGCGAGUAGAUGAAGAUGAAAUAUUGUACAAGUCAUAAUCAUAUUUGAUAUUUCCAUGGCAUGCCCUCUAUGAAGAUAAGAGCUUCAUGGAAAAACUGGGGAUUCCGAUAUCCCCAGCCUGUAUGUUCUGCAUGGGUUGUUGGUGGUUUUAUGUAGAAUUUAACUGGAUAGAUGUCUUGUUCCCUACACGGACAGCAAGGAGUGCAGGAGUAGCUUUCAGAAACAACUUCAUUUCUAUCCUUAAUGCCAUGGAUUGUGAUUACUUGUCCUAACGUCAAUCAUUAUAUAUAUGGUGAAAAUUGACAGGGA
Neltuma alba is the source of this 2081-nucleotide messenger RNA. RefSeq names its product ACT domain-containing protein ACR10-like. Lineage: Eukaryota; Viridiplantae; Streptophyta; Magnoliopsida; Fabales; Fabaceae. The transcript has 6 exons. The coding region runs from base 293 to 1531 and encodes 412 amino acids. The record is from RefSeq and is a predicted model, not a curated record.